UCUUAAUAUAUUUAAUGAAAGACGCGGCGAUGACCAAGAAGCACCCGACGACGCGAUGACGCCCACUUCUCGCGUACGCAAAACUGAUUGUCUUAAGGAAAGGGAGUCGCUUCGGUCGAUAUAGCGUCUGACACUUCAGACCACGUGGUCACCUGUGUAUUUUAUUCAACACAUAGAAAGCGGGUUUGGUGCGGAGCAAAGUCCAGAAGACCUCCUGGCUUAAGCGAGUUUCUAGCACGUUAGAAUACCUUCCUAACAGAAUCUCGAUUGUUUAAAGCUUCGUGUCCCGUCGAAGUGUAAGUUUAGUGAGAAGGUCGCUCAUACUCUCUUGGAAUCCUUCUGACUUAGCAGGAUCGCAGUGCUGAGGAUUGGCAGGUGGAUUGGCGGAGGAGCCAGUCUGUCCGAACUCGGCUCGCUGAGACUGAACAACUGCCAGAUGACUAUGGGGGUUGCAAGGUGCCUGACAGCAUACUCCCUGACGAUUCUCCUUGUGGCCACUUUCAUGUCGAACUCUUGGAGCGCCCCUCAGGGCCACUUCCAGAGAAGAAACUGGACUCCUCAAGCGAUGCUUUAUUUGAAGGGUGCUCAGGGACGUCGCUUCAUAUCUGAAGACAGAAAAGAGGGAGACAUGUAUGACCGAAUACAGCUAGAAACAAGAAGUCAAAACCCAAAUCCUGUGGGCCUUUCAGAAGCGGCGGCAGUGUUGAUCAGCUACAUCAGGCAGGCACAAGAGGAAGAUGAUGACAACGUGGCAAUGGACUUCCAGGGACUACCGGUGUGGAAGCGACAGUUCUUCUGAUAGCCUGAGAAACUUCUGUCAGCUAGUUCUCUGUACCAUUUGACGUGACCAAAUUCAAUGUCAUUCAGUGCCACAAUGUUAAUUCUUUACUAUGACUAUAAGCCCAGUGCCAUAUUUCAAAUGUAUAUAGUAAAUUAAAGGAGACUUUGCAUCCCAAACAGCCAUCUCUUUAUCACUCAAUGCUAAAUAGCAGUCAGGGAAUAUUACUGCUUUUUCCAAAAAAGUAUUUUAUGGAUGGACUAUGGUGUUUCAGGUGAGAAGGUCAGACCUGCUUCAAAGACAACAUUAUUUCUGAUUACUAUAGCUGACUGGCAGAUGUUCUUUUCUACAAUAAAGAUGUAUUGCUACAAAAGCUUUAAUCAGGCUUAUUUGUAUUAUCCAUAAAGCAAAUGUGAUUACUAAAUAGUCAUUUACAUGUC
This is a messenger RNA of Erpetoichthys calabaricus (reedfish), 1218 nucleotides long. RefSeq names its product spexin hormone (gene spx). Gene Ontology annotation, molecular function: neuropeptide hormone activity. Bases 437 to 799 code for a protein of 120 amino acids. NCBI's taxonomy places the organism in Eukaryota, Metazoa, Chordata, Cladistia, Polypteriformes, Polypteridae. The record is from RefSeq and is a predicted model, not a curated record. The transcript has 6 exons.